This is a messenger RNA of Vigna unguiculata (cowpea), 3661 nucleotides long. Its product is annotated as autophagy-related protein 18g. Gene Ontology annotation, cellular component: cytoplasm. Gene Ontology annotation, biological process: response to starvation; autophagy. Lineage: Eukaryota; Viridiplantae; Streptophyta; Magnoliopsida; Fabales; Fabaceae. Gene Ontology annotation, molecular function: protein binding. The record is from RefSeq and is a predicted model, not a curated record.
UUAGAGUGUUGUGGGAUGAAACCAUCACCCUCAUCUUCGUUGAAAAAAUAGGAACCGGAAACAGAAAAAUAAGGGAGAAAAGGCGAAGAAAACAGUAAUACAACAAACUAUGUCAUAUAUAUAUGUAUAUAGUCACGGCAGAUGAAAAAGUGUAUGUUUUAAACUGGGAAAUUCACAAGAGAGGGAAACUUCCAUAUUACAAUUGCUGAUAAAAUUUUCAUAUCAGUGAGAAGUCUUGAUCGCUGUUGCAAUCUGAUAGAAAAUGUUUUCCGGCGGUGGACGCGGCUGAGCGCGGUGGGAGAAGGAAAUUAUUAAUCAUGAAGAAAGGAAAGGGCAAGAAUAGCGGCUUGUUGCCAAAUUCACUGAGGAUAAUCUCUCUGUGCCUGAAGACUGUGUCAACGAAUGCCACCACAGUUGCUUCUACUGUGCGCUCCGCCGGCGCCUCUGUCGCCGCUUCAAUUUCCUCUUUUGAGGAUCACAAAGAUGAGGUAACCUGGGCUGGUUUUGAUACACUCGAACUUGAUCCAUCAAACUUCAAACGCGUUCUUUUACUUGGUUAUCUGAAUGGAUUUCAAGUUCUUGAUGUGGAAGAUGCCUCUGGCUUCAGUGAACUGGUCUCAAAGCGUGAUGGUCCAGUUUCCUUUCUACAGAUGCAGCCCUUCCCUAUCGGUGAUGAUGGCCAGGAGGGGCUCAGAAAUUCUCACCCUUUACUGUUGGUGGUUUCUGGGGAUGGUAAUAGCAAUGUUAAUCGGAACAGUACUUCUUUCAGUGGUUUAGAAAGGGAUGACAACGUUGAGAUGCAUUCUGGGAACAAUGUCAACCUUUCAACAACUGUUCGGUUUUAUUCCAUGAAGUCUCACUGUUAUGUUCGAGUUUUGAGGUUCCGUUCCACCGUGUGCAUGAUCCGAUGCAGUUCACGGAUAGUAGCAGUUGGUCUUGCCACACAAAUCCACUGCUUUGAUGCCAUAACUCUUCAGAAUAAGUUCAGUGUUCUCACUUAUCCUGUUCCUCAAUUAGCUGGAAAAGGAACAACUGGUGUUAAUGUUGGUUAUGGUCCCAUGGCUGUGGGUCCGAGGUGGUUGGCAUAUGCUUCUAACAACCCCCUUCCCUCUAAUUUAGGUUGCUUAAGCCCUCAAAACUUCAGUGCUUCAGCAGGCAUUAGUCCAUCAGCAACUACUCCAAACAGUGGUAGUUUAGUGGCUCGUUAUGCAGUGGAGUCCAGUAGACAUUUAGCUGCUGGAAUAAUCAAAUACUGUCAAGAGCUUCUUCCUGAUGGCUCCUCUUCACCCAUGCCAUCAAAUUUAGGAGUGAAAGUCAAUAGGGUUACAGGAACUGAUGCAGAUAAUGUGGGCAUGGUAGUCGUUAAGGAUUUUGUUUCCGAAAUUAUCAUAUCACAAUUCAAAGCCCACAGUAGUCCUAUUUCUGCACUAUGUUUUGAUCCUAGUGGGACCCUUCUGGUUACUGCAUCAGUCUAUGGGAAUAGCAUUAAUAUAUUUCGUAUAAUGCCAUCAUUCACAUGCAAGAGUUCAGGAAUUUCAAGCUCAAAUUGGAACACUUCUCAUGUGCAUCUUUAUAAACUUCAUCGUGGAAUAACACCAGCUAUGAUUCAGGACAUCUGUUUCAGUAACUUUAGUCAGUGGAUUGCAGUUGUGUCCUCCAAGGGUACAUGUCAUCUUUUCAUUUUAUCACCCUUUGGAGGUGAUACUGGUUUUCGAAUUAUAAGUUCUCAGGGUGAAGAACCGUCCCUACUUCCAGUUUUUCCUCUACCUUGGUGGUUUACACCGGGUUCCAUUUCUUAUCAGCAAUCUUUGCCUCCCCCAGCACCCGUUGUCCUUUCUGUGGCUAGCCGGAUAAAAUAUAGCAGUUUUGGAUGGCUUAAUACUGUUCACAAUUCUGCUGCAAAUUAUACAGGAAAAGUUUUUGUUCCAUCUGGUGCUAUCGCUGCCAUCUUUCAUAAUUCCUUAUCUCACUCACAGCUUAACUCGAAGGCAAACCCCUUAGAGCAUAUAUUGGUAUAUACGCCUUCAGGUCAUGUUGUUCAACAUGAACUGCUGCCAUCUGUUGGUUCAGAAACAAGUGAUAGUAGUUUAAGAAACCAGUCGACUUCAGUCCUGCAGGAGGAUGAAUUCAGAGUCAAAGUUGAACCCAUUCAGUGGUGGGAUGUCUGUAGAAGGUCAGAAUGGCCUGAAAGAGGGGAUACUUGCAUCAAUACCUUUGAUAGACAAGGAAGUAUUGAGAGAGAUCAAGAGAAAACAGGUUAUAGUGACAUCCAUGGAUUGGAUUUUUUGGGUAUAAGUGAUGGGGCAGGGGAAAAGGUGAUGAAAUCUUCUAGUGAAAAUAUGCAAGAGAGGUUUCAUCGGUAUUUGUCAAAUGCGGAGGUGCAAGGCAAUUUUGGAAGGUUACCCAUAUGGCAAAAGUCUAAGAUUUGUUUCUAUUCAAUGAGCUCUGUGGGAGCUAGUUUCAGUGCUACUGGGGAGUUUGAGAUUGAAAGGGUCCCUGCUAAUGAAAUUGAAAUAAGGCAGAAGGAGCUGUUGCCUGUUUUUGACCAUUUUCAUAGUAUCAGAUCAAGCUGGAAUGAGAGAGGCCUAGCUGGGGAAAGAUAUUUAAGCCCUUCGUCUCCCGUUCCGAAUCAAGGUGAUUAUAAGGAUACUGCUGAUAUGACAGUCAUUUGCCAUUCAAACCCAGCAUCGCUGAGUUCUACUGAAAGCUCUGAUGGAGGUUCAUCAAGAAGAAUCGAAAAUCUGCUUGACUUGGAUCAAGUUGCUUCCAGUUAUCAAGUACACAGUGAGAUAUGCCUGGAAAGAAUGGGGACAAUCAAUGUUGAGCCUUCUCUACAAAACCAGAUUGUGAUGGAAAGUCCAUCACGUGUGUUUGGAAUUUCAAAACAUGUCGAUUUUAAUGCUGACUUUAUUGGCAGUCCUAUAUUCCAGAUGACAAAUAUAACUUCUGAUGGAAGAGAUUCUAUAGGUUUGGGGAUCGAUGAUAACUCAGCAUUGGUCUUAGAAGACUCUUCACACGAGACAGAAUUUGUGGAAUCAAAGCAAGAUGAAGGUGUUGGGAUAUCUUUAACAGAUGGGCACUGCAAAACACAGGAACAUGAUGGAAGUGACCUGUUAACUGAAGUUGUAACUGAUGAUGUUGACAGCAGCAGUAGCCACCAUGGAAAAGAACAACUGGAGGAGGAUGAGGAGAAUGAUGAAAUGUUUGGUGGUAUAUUUUCCUUUUCCGAAGAAGGUUGAUUACAAUAAUCGAGGAAUAAGUCACAGCACCUAUGAAGUCAUCUCCUCAUCUCUGCUGGCUGGAAUCAUAGCUAGGAAAUAUAAAAUCAAUGUAAAUAUUGUGAAUAAGAAAUGGCAAAUGAGCACCAAUUUAGUUUAUUUGCUGCUGAAUUGUGCAGUCUCGGUGGGACUCUCACACUUACAUUCUGUAAAUAGAAUUGAAGUAUUAUUCAUGGGCUUGCUAACUGAGUCCUAGAGUGUGGAAAGUUAUGGGUAUAUAAGGGGUAUUUUGAGUUUGUAUUCACAGUCCUAAACUUAUCAUUUAUCAAUGUCUGUAAAUACGAAUCAGGCAUGGAAUUCCCUUGAAGUUGUGUAAAAACUAUAUUUUGAACUUGGCAAGGAGAAGAAAUGAAAAAAUGUAAAAGCUAAAUUAGUAGUGUUAA